AUGGCCCUUCUCUGGGUUGUCCUUGGCUUCUUCCUCUUUGGCAGCAGCUUCGCCCCCCACUCCUCCACUGGGCGCUCCUGGAGCGCCCUCCGCUGCCUGGAGGUCCCGGCACCUUCUAAGGGCAGCUGUCAGCUGGACCGGUGGGGGGCUGAAUUCCUUGCAGCGGACAAAACUCUGAGUGCCAGGGUGCCACAGAGGCCUGGAAGUGCUGAGUCUUCCCCUGACCCCCUUGGGGCACCACCCACUGACCAGCCGCACUGUCCUUGUCCCUCAGGCUGCGGGGUCCCCACCAUCGACCCUGUGCUGAGCGGCCUGUCCAGGAUCGUCAACGGGGAGGACGCUGUCCCCGGCUCCUGGCCCUGGCAGGUGUCCCUGCAGACUAGCUCCGGCUUCCACUUCUGCGGGGGCUCCCUCAUCAGUGCGGACUGGGUGGUCACCGCCGCCCACUGCGGGGUCAGGAAGAGUCACCUCGUGGUGGCCGGGGUAUCUGAUCACGGCUCCGAGGAGGAGGCUGUUCAGGUGCUCAGGAUCGCUGAGGUCUUUGAACACCCCCUGUGGGACCUGCGCACGGUCCAAAACGACAUCGCCCUGCUGAAGCUGGCCACGCCCGUGAGCCUCUCCAGGACCGUGUCCGCCGUGUGCCUGCCCAGCGCCAACGCCAGCUUCCCUGCGGGCUCCCUGUGCACCACCACGGGCUGGGGCAAGACCCGGUACAACGCUCUCAAGACCCCCGACAAGCUGCAGCAGGCGACCCUGCCCAUCGUGUCCAACGCCGACUGCAGGAAGUACUGGGGCAGCAAGAUCACCGACGUGAUGAUCUGUGCGGGCGCCAGCGGCAUCUCCUCCUGCAUGGGCGACUCCGGUGGCCCCCUGGUCUGCCAGAAGGAUGGAGCCUGGACCCUGGUGGGCAUCGUGUCCUGGGGCAGCGGCCGGUGUGGCCCGUUCUCUCCAGGCGUGUACACCCGGGUCACCAAGUUUAUUCCCUGGGUUCUCGAAGUUCUGGAGGCCAACUGAGCCU
Molecule: messenger RNA, 1018 nt
Organism: Orcinus orca (killer whale)
Lineage: Eukaryota; Metazoa; Chordata; Mammalia; Artiodactyla; Delphinidae
Product: chymotrypsinogen B
Exons: 8
Coding region: 1-1014 (337 amino acids)
Biological process (GO): proteolysis
Molecular function (GO): serine-type endopeptidase activity
Source: RefSeq, a predicted model, not a curated record